This is a messenger RNA of Juglans microcarpa x Juglans regia, 1199 nucleotides long. Its product is annotated as ethylene-responsive transcription factor RAP2-1-like. The record is from RefSeq and is a predicted model, not a curated record. NCBI's taxonomy places the organism in Eukaryota, Viridiplantae, Streptophyta, Magnoliopsida, Fagales, Juglandaceae. Gene Ontology annotation, molecular function: DNA binding; DNA-binding transcription factor activity. The transcript has a single exon. Gene Ontology annotation, biological process: regulation of DNA-templated transcription. Bases 487 to 939 code for a protein of 150 amino acids.
UGCCCUUUCGGGCUCGCUACAACAGAACACAUACAUUUUAUUACAUUCACAUUCACAUUAAGCACUGUUAUAUAACAGAAGAACAAUAUAUAUAUAGAGGAAGAGAGAUGGGAGGUGAUGGAUUAUGUCGGCAAGUUUUGGAUUUAUCUUAAAGGAAGAUCAACGUGGCGGCCGUUCCCAGACGACAGACUAGCAGCCAAGUAGGAAACUGAUCAUGAGACCCCCCUCCCCCGUUUUUCUCUCUCUAUAUAUAAGUAUAUAUUGCCUCUGCAUAUUCCUAGAAAUUGUUUCUGCCUUGGCAUGGGAUGGCAAUUAAUUAAGUAGUACUUUCCGAGUCUGAAAGCCGAAUCUUCCUGGGUUUUGUUCUUGUUUUCAGCUAUAUGUUGUAGUUAUUAAAGAUUACGAGAAAAAUUCAAAAGAAAGAAUCAAAUUUUGUUAAUAUCUAUAUAGCUAGCGUAGAGUGGUGAUCAUCGUCAUCAUCCUGCCAUGGAAGGAACCUGUUUUUCGACGUCAACAAGCGCAGAAAAGCGCAAGCAGAGGCAGCAGCAGCACCAGGAGAAGCCUUACAGAGGUAUAAGGAUGAGGAAGUGGGGGAAGUGGGUGGCUGAGAUUCGGGAACCCAACAAGAGGUCAAGGAUUUGGCUCGGUUCCUACAUAACCCCUAUCGCCGCCGCGCGAGCCUACGACACCGCCGUUUUCUAUCUCCGAGGCCCUUCGGCUCGGCUUAACUUUCCCGAUUUGAUCUUCCAAGAAGAUCGACACGUCAACGAUCUCGGCGACAUAUCUGCCGCUUCUAUACGCAAGAAAGCCACCGAAGUCGGAGCCAGAGUCGACGCCAUCGAAGCAGCUCACCAUCCGUCGCAACCGAAGUCUGGUCGAGUCUCAGAGCCGCCCGAUUUAAACAAGUAUCCGGGCCCGGAAAACUCCGAUGAAGAUUGAAGACAUGACACGCAUAUAUAUAUAUAUAUAUAUAUACUUGGGCAGUUGCUUAAUUAUAGUUUCUUCGUGUCUUUUCCAUCUUCUCAUGGUGUGCCGGAAAAAGAAAAAGAGAUAGAGAAUCUCAUCCGACACAUGCACCGCUAAGAAAAAGAAGAAAGAAGGUUGUGAAUUAAAUAGAAUCAACAGGUCCUGUUUGAUACGCUUAGAUUACCCCCAGUUGUAACCAGAUCAAGUAGUAAUUAGCAGAAAUAGUCUUGUCA